UGGAUUUUCAAAUGCAUCUGUCUUACUCUUAGGACAAGCAAACAUAUAAAACAUUUAUUUAUAUUAAAUGGUCUUUAUUCCAAAACAAUUACUACUAACUUAAUGCAAAAAGGAAAGCUUGAUAAGAUUGUUUGCCACCGCAAAAAUUAUCUUGUCCUUAUAUGUAUCGGCUCCAGAUUCCCACUUUAAAAGUGCUUUCCUUUUCUCAUUUUCAUAUACAAAUGCUGUCUUAGCAGAGCUGCUCUGCUUUCAGUUCGGAGAGAGAGAGAGAGAGAGAGAGAGAGAGAGAGAGAUCUGCCUGUCACGAUGGGUCUGCAAUUGCUGAGAGUGUGGGUGUUGCUAUUGUUGUUUGGACUCGUUGUCAUUGUUGGCGGCGGAGGAGCGACUGUGGGUGACUUCAAUAUAUGGCCAAUGCCCGAAUCGGUGACAAAUGGGCACAGCAGACUGUACUUGGCUCCGGAUUUUCAGCUCAUCACUGAGGGGACUAACUAUAGCGAUGCAUCUGGGAUUUUGAAGGAUGCUUUCACCACAAUGAUCCGUCUAAUUCAUAUGGACCAUGUCCUUGAUGCCAAUAUCUCCGCUUUCCAUCCACCUCUCAUCCUUAAAGUACUUCAAGUCCUCAUUUUCUCUCCAAACGAUCAGUUGCAAUAUGGUGUUGAUGAGUCCUACAAGUUACUAGUUCCUUCACCUUACAAGCCAGAUUUUGCACAGCUUGAGGCACGGACAGUUUAUGGGGCUUUGCAUGGGCUUCAGACAUUCAGCCAAUUAUGCCGUUUUAACUUUGACGCCAGAGUGAUUGAAAUUCUGAUGGUCCCAUGGACUAUUAUUGAUAAGCCAAGGUUCUCUUAUCGGGGGCUCUUGAUUGACACUUCACGUCACUAUCAGCCUUUGCCAAUGAUUAAGAAAGUGAUUGAUUCUAUGGUCUAUGUGAAACUGAAUGUUUUGCAUUGGCACAUUGUAGAUACACAAUCUUUCCCUCUAGAGAUACCCUCUUAUCCAAAAUUGUGGGAUGGCGCUUACUCAUAUUCAGAGAGGUACACUUUUGCUGAUGCUGCUGAAAUUGUAAGUUAUGCCCAGAGGCGAGGAAUUAAUGUAUUAGCUGAAAUUGAUGUUCCUGGACAUGCACUCUCAUGGGGAAGAGGCUAUCCUUCUCUUUGGCCAUCAAAAAAUUGCCAACAGCCUCUUGAUGUGAGCAAUGAGUUUACAUUUAAAGUGAUAGACGGAAUUCUUUCAGAUUUCAGUAAGAUCUUUAAAUUCAAAUUUGUUCACUUGGGAGGUGAUGAAGUCGACACAAGUUGUUGGACGUCAACUCCUCGCAUAAUAAACUGGUUAAAAAAGCAUGGUAUGAAUGAAUCUGAAGCUUAUCAGUACUUUGUCUUGCGAGCACAGAAAAUAGCAUUGUCCCAUGGAUAUGAAAUUGUUAACUGGGAAGAAACCUUCAACAAUUUUGGCGGUAAAUUGAGCCGAAAAACUGUGGUGCACAACUGGCUUGGUGAUGGUGUUGCUGAAAAAGUGGUUGCUGCUGGAUUGAGGUGCAUUGUCAGCAACCAGGACAAUUGGUAUUUAGAUCAUUUGGAUACUACUUGGCAACAAUUUUAUAUGAAUGAACCUCUCACAAACAUCACAAACACUGAGCAACAAAAGUUGGUUAUUGGAGGUGAGGUAUGUAUGUGGGGAGAAACAAUAGAUGGAUCAGAUAUUGAGCAAACAAUAUGGCCACGGGCUGCAGCAGCUGCAGAGCGGUUAUGGACAACUUAUGACAAGCUUGCUAAGGAUCCAAAGCGAGUUACUAGAAGAUUAGCACACUUCAGGUGUCUGUUAAAUCAAAGAGGAGUAGCAGCAGCUCCGCUAGCUGGACCUGGACGAGGAGCCCCUCAAGAGCCAGGUUCUUGCUACUCACAGUAGCAAUUAUAUAUUCAGGAAUAUGGGGUAUGCAACAAAGCUCCAUCCAUGGGGAUGAAUUGUAUGAUCAGAAGUUUUCAGGGCUUCCAAGGUGGAGGUGGUGGUGGGCUUUGAGGGUAGAGUGGUGGAACUGCUGAGAAGAUUGCAUUCUU
Manihot esculenta (cassava) is the source of this 2054-nucleotide messenger RNA. Its product is annotated as beta-hexosaminidase 3. The transcript has 15 exons. Lineage: Eukaryota; Viridiplantae; Streptophyta; Magnoliopsida; Malpighiales; Euphorbiaceae. Gene Ontology annotation, biological process: glycosaminoglycan metabolic process; carbohydrate metabolic process. Gene Ontology annotation, cellular component: membrane. Gene Ontology annotation, molecular function: beta-N-acetylhexosaminidase activity. The record is from RefSeq and is a predicted model, not a curated record. Bases 307 to 1905 code for a protein of 532 amino acids.